This is a messenger RNA of Tachyglossus aculeatus (Australian echidna), 2576 nucleotides long. It is a transcript of the gene CNOT7, whose product is annotated as CCR4-NOT transcription complex subunit 7. The record is from RefSeq and is a predicted model, not a curated record. Gene Ontology annotation, molecular function: poly(A)-specific ribonuclease activity; nucleic acid binding. Lineage: Eukaryota; Metazoa; Chordata; Mammalia; Monotremata; Tachyglossidae. Bases 152 to 1024 code for a protein of 290 amino acids. The transcript is spliced from 7 exons. Gene Ontology annotation, cellular component: CCR4-NOT core complex; P-body; CCR4-NOT complex.
CGCCGCCGCCGGGUACUGUCUCUAUGGCGAGGAGGCGGAGGAGGAGCGCGAGCUCGGACGCACAAGUUCAAAAAUAAAGGAUUUAUGAAACUUCUCUUUGCCCAAGUGUUACAUUGGCUGCCUGGCCCCCAGACCUGCCCGUCUCCUCACUAUGCCAGCUGCCACCGUGGAUCAUAGCCAAAGAAUCUGUGAAGUCUGGGCGUGCAACCUGGAUGAAGAGAUGAAGAAGAUCCGUCAAGUGAUCCGGAAGUACAAUUACGUCGCUAUGGACACGGAGUUUCCGGGCGUGGUUGCUCGGCCCAUCGGAGAGUUCAGGAGCAACGCGGACUAUCAGUACCAGCUGCUGCGCUGCAACGUUGACCUGCUCAAGAUCAUUCAGCUGGGAUUGACGUUCAUGAACGAGCAGGGCGAAUACCCGCCGGGAACCUCGACAUGGCAGUUUAAUUUUAAAUUUAACUUAACGGAGGACAUGUACGCCCAGGAUUCUAUCGAACUCCUAACAACUUCCGGCAUCCAGUUUAAAAAGCACGAGGAAGAAGGAAUCGAAACCCAGUACUUUGCGGAGCUUCUCAUGACGUCCGGCGUGGUGCUGUGUGAAGGGGUGAAGUGGCUUUCGUUUCACAGUGGCUAUGACUUCGGCUAUCUCAUCAAAAUCCUGACCAACUCCAACCUGCCAGAGGAAGAACUUGACUUCUUUGAGAUCCUACGGUUAUUUUUCCCUGUCAUCUAUGACGUGAAGUACCUCAUGAAGAGCUGCAAAAAUCUCAAGCUCGCUGUGUUGCAGGGCGGCCUGCAGGAGGUGGCGGAGCAGCUGGAGCUGGAGCGGAUCGGGCCGCAGCACCAGGCCGGCUCCGACUCGUUGCUCACCGGAAUGGCCUUUUUCAAGAUGAGAGAGAUGUUCUUUGAGGAUCACAUCGACGACGCCAAAUACUGCGGGCACCUGUACGGCCUGGGCUCCGGCUCGUCCUACGUGCAGAACGGCACCGGCAGCGCCUAUGAGGAGGAAGCCGACAAGCAGUCGUGACCGGGUCGGGGCCGUUGACACUCGUCCUCGGUUUUACCUCAGGGUCGCGGUCGGCUCCCCGGACGGCGGGGGAGCCUUCGUGUUCGGGUCCCCCGGGCUCCCCUCUCCCGCUUCCUGCCUCCCCGUCUCCCCCGCGCUCCACGCUCUCCCCUCAGAGCGAAAAUGAAAGUCAGUCCCCGCUCCCAGAUCUGGGUCUCGACCCGUAGAAGAGUUUCCGGUUCGAUCCAACCCCGGCCCCGCCGGCCCGGCCCGGCCCCGCGGCAGCGGCAGGGAGCGGGGGAGAGCUGAGUCGGAAUGAGGAUUUGGUCAGAGCACCUAGGCGGUCUUAGGUUUUUCCCCCGGUGAACUAGCGCUGACUGUAACUUAUUUCCCCAUCUCGUGUCUCUCCCCUCCAGAAGGCGAAGUUUUAGCUACUCAAGAUUGUGGCCCAUCAAUUUUGCACUUUAGAGAGUGACUCGGACUCAGCUCCUCUGUUUUAUUGGAAGUUUCGGUUUUUCUCGCUCUUAGCUUGAAAAAUAACCAUCAGCCAAGCUGUCCCUCGACGUUGCCUCGCUUCAGAGCCGGGCGCAGCCGGACGCGUGCCUUGCACUCGGUCGGUCGGUCCGUCGCUCGGCAGAGCGGCGCGAGCCCGAGACAAAAGCCGACUGCCCGCGGACCCCAGGGGCCGCUGGCUUCUGCUUGGCAGGUUGGGCCGCCUGGGGGGCUGGCUGACCGCCCCGCCCCGGCCCCUCCACGCUUCCUUUAGGAAAGCUCGUGGGGUCGGCACCGGGUUUCUUCCCGGGAGCUGGAGUCCUUGGAGGCCCGCCCCGGCUCCACUCCUGCUUGCCCACUCGUAAAGACACGUCGGUCGGGUGCUUGGUUGGCCGGCUUUCCAAGUCGACUCCGCUACUAACGACGCCCAAAGAUCGCACUUCACCGUAGGGCUCCCUGGCCCGGCAUCAAAUUAAAAAAAAAGACAAGAUUUUUGCCUUUGUAACGGCUACAAAGACAACCGUCCCGGUGUUCUGUGACAAACCGCGGCCGGCCCCCAACGGGGCAGGGUGGUCGCCCGAGCCCAGGAGCGAACGCUGGUUACUUUUCCCGGUUCAGGUAUAUCUGGCUAUAUAUUUCAGCCGACUCGUCCGAGGGAAAUCGGAAGCCCUCGUCCCGGCAGAGCCUGUGACGGAUCAUCUGUCCGGGGACCCCGUAGGGAAGGAAGCAGCCACUGAUUGCCGGCCUGAGCAGUGGACUCCGGGAGCGUCGGAAUGUCGACUGCCGACCGCCGCUGGCCCGAGGGGAGGGUCCCGACGGCGGGGGAGCGGCGGGCAGCCGCUGACCGCCGCUGGCCCAAGUGGAGGGUCCCCUCGGAGGGGGAGCGUCAACACUUCUUCAAUCAGCAAUAUCGAUAAUUCCCCAAAUGUUCCUCCGAUUGAUCGGUCUCCCCUGUACUUUCACAAUCUCUUUGCAUUGCUGUAACCGGCAGUCCUUUUUAAAACAAAGAAGAAAACUAUUUGCAAAACAGAGGGUAUUAUUUGUUUUUAAAGCUUUUGUAAAUAAAGGCUUCAGAACUGUU